Arabidopsis lyrata subsp. lyrata is the source of this 1098-nucleotide messenger RNA. RefSeq names its product ras-related protein RABE1a. The record is from RefSeq and is a predicted model, not a curated record. The transcript has 9 exons. NCBI's taxonomy places the organism in Eukaryota, Viridiplantae, Streptophyta, Magnoliopsida, Brassicales, Brassicaceae. Gene Ontology annotation, biological process: protein secretion; regulation of exocytosis. Gene Ontology annotation, molecular function: GTPase activity; GTP binding. Bases 182 to 832 code for a protein of 216 amino acids. Gene Ontology annotation, cellular component: plasma membrane.
CCUCUCCUUCUCCAUCUUCUCUCAAACAAAAAAAAAUCUUCUGAAUCUCCGAAAAAAGCCGAUCGGGAGAAGAAAAUAAUUCGACGGCCGUCCGGUUACUGUCUUGCUCCGUUCCGACGAUCUAUCUUCCCCGAGUAGAUCUGUGAUUCGUUUCUCGGCAAUUACUUGAUUUUGUUAAGAAAUGGCUGCUCCUCCUGCUAGAGCUCGUGCUGAUUACGAUUACCUCAUUAAACUUCUCUUGAUCGGAGACAGCGGUGUUGGUAAGAGUUGCCUUCUCUUACGUUUCUCAGAUGGCUCGUUUACCACCAGUUUCAUUACAACGAUUGGAAUUGAUUUCAAGAUAAGGACUAUAGAGCUCGAUGGGAAGAGAAUUAAGCUGCAAAUCUGGGAUACUGCAGGACAGGAGCGGUUCCGCACAAUCACAACUGCGUACUACCGUGGAGCCAUGGGAAUUUUGCUUGUGUAUGAUGUGACCGAUGAAUCAUCUUUCAACAACAUCAGGAAUUGGAUCCGUAACAUUGAGCAGCAUGCUUCUGAUAGUGUCAACAAGAUUCUAGUUGGGAACAAAGCAGAUAUGGAUGAAAGCAAAAGAGCUGUGCCAAAAUCUAAGGGCCAAGCUCUUGCAGAUGAAUAUGGAAUGAAGUUUUUCGAGACUAGUGCCAAGACUAACUUAAACGUUGAGGAAGUUUUCUUCUCUAUUGCUAAAGACAUUAAGCAAAGACUUGCAGAUACCGAUGCACGAGCUGAGCCGCAAACAAUCAAAAUCAACCAAUCCGACCAAGGUGCGGGAACAUCUCAAGCUACUCAGAAAUCAGCAUGUUGCGGCACAUAAAAAUUGGGUCCACGACGCCUGUCAAAGGAGAGAAUCUGGCUAGUGAAAGAGAAAUGGUAUUUGGUAAGAAAAACUGAAAAAGGAAAUCAAUCUUCUUUUGCUUUUCUUUUAUAUGAGAUGUGUUGCUACGUGUUCUUUUAAGAUUCUCUCUUUCCCCUAAUGGUAUAGUGUGACUGUGAAGGACACAAUUCGUAUUCCAUAUUUCUGGAAUGGAUUCUCUGACAUCAGAAUAUGACUUAUGAUAAUAUCAGUUUAUCUCACUCACA